AUGCCCGCGCUCAAGCCCUCGCUGCGCUUGGGCAAGAAGAAGCAUCGCUACCUCUUCACUGUCGAGGAGGCCUGGCUCGUCUGCGGCGGCGCGCUCCUCCAGCCCGCUCGGCCCGGCGUCCCGCCGACGCUCUCGCUCAGCUGGAAGUCGGGCAAGAAGACGGCGUACGGUGGGGCCGUGCGCGCGGGCGCCGCGGCGGACGGCCGCGCGGCCGAGUGGCGCGAGCCCGUCUCGCUCGCGUGCUCCGUCUACUCGAGCACGAGUCACGGGCAGAUGCGGCUGGAGCCGCGCAACUCCGACUUGACGGUGCGGGUCGAAGGCGGCGCGGCCAAGGCGAAGAAGAUCAGCGGCUCGCUCGACCUCGCGCCGCACGCCUCCUACUCGCGGCAAUCGACGACGCUCUCGGUCCCGCUGGCCAAGGGCGCCGCGACGCUGCACCUGCAGCUGACGUCCGCCUGGCUCAAGCGAGGGCUGGGCGGCGGCGACGACUCGGACGGCGCCUCGUCGUCCGCCGCGUCCGAGUCGUCGAUCGGAUCGUCGGUCGCCUCGUCGGCCAUGUACGGCGACGAGGACGGCCUCUCCGAGCGCGGCCUCUCCGAGCGCGGAGCCGACUCGGACGACUCUGCUGCGUCGGAGCGGACGCGCACUGGAUCGGCGGCGCGGGCGGCCAUCCGCGCGGCGAGCUUUGCGGCAGGUCGGAGGCGAAAGUGCGGCGACGCGGACAGCGCGAGGGCAGGAGAGCAGCACCAUCUCGGAGGCGGCGGCGAGGCGGGCGGCGAGGCGGCGGACGCGCUGUCGCGGGCGGCGGCGGCCUUCUCUGCCGGCGGCGGCGGGGCUGGCGGCGGCGGCGGCGGCGGCAGCGGCGGCCUGCUUCGGCUGGGGCGGCAGGUUGGGGCGGAGGAGACGGCCGGCGGCGGCGGGGAGGCGUGUGCGGUGUCGGCGCUGCUCGGCAUGGACUGCGAGGACGGCCGCUUCGGCCGGUUGCUCUGCUCGCGGCUCGGCUACCAGCGAGUCUCUGCGGGCCGGUGGGAGGGGUCCGAGGAGUCUGGCCUCGAGCGCGAGGUCGGCACGCUAGACAUCCCGUAUGGCGAGUCCUUCCGCGUGCAGGAGCGGUGGGUCGCGCUCGCUUCGGCGGCGGGCGGGGGCGGCGACGGAGGCGUGCAGCUGCGGGCGGCCCUGAUGGCGAGUAAGAUCCGCUCGCACGCGCUCAAAAAGUCGCGCAAGGCGGCCACGGCGGCGGCGGAGCUGCUCGCACGCGUGGCCUCGGCCGAGGAGGAGGAGGAGCAGCCGCCGCCGCCAGCCCCCCCCGGCGCCGCUUUCACCGCCGGCGCGGGCGGCAGCGGCUUGGGUGGCGCGGGCGGCGGGCGUGGCGCCGAGUUGCAGGAGCAGUACGACGCUCUGUUCGAGGAGGCGUCUUACCUCAAGCGGCGGUGCGCGCAGCUCGAGCGCGAGAAUGCUCGGCUCGAGCACGGCCGCCGCCACACGAGCAAGGACAAGCGGCAGCUCCUCGAGAAGGUGACGGAGCUCGAGGCGGCGCUGGUGGCCGAGAGGCGCAAGCGAGCUGACAUGGAGGAGGCCCUCGCCACCGCGUACAACGCCACGCUGCGCGAGCUUGUCGAGGCGGGCGCCGGGCGACCGAAUGGAGCCGGGGCGUCGCGGGCCGCCGCCGCCAAGCCCACUCGCCCGCUGAAGGGCACGCAGCGGCUUCGAGCGCUCGCAAGCAGCCCGCCGCCGUGA
This is a messenger RNA of Emiliania huxleyi CCMP1516, 1737 nucleotides long. RefSeq lists its product as hypothetical. Lineage: Eukaryota; Haptophyta; Isochrysidales; Noelaerhabdaceae. The record is from RefSeq and is a predicted model, not a curated record. The coding region runs from base 1 to 1737 and encodes 578 amino acids. The transcript is spliced from 7 exons.